UUAGUGAUAAAUAAAUUAUUUUGAAAUAAGUGGGUUUUGUAUAUACAUAGGUAUACAACUUCUACAAACUUGCUGUUAGCUCGUACAAACCUACUGAAAGGCCAACAAAAAAGGCGAAUUAUAAGGAAAGGGUGUUGCCCUAAAGAAUUUAACAGAAUUCUGUUUAGAGAAAAUGUCGGAACAUAACACUUCUUCUGGAAUUGAAGGUGCAGCCGCUGCUUUCACUGCUCCUCAUCCUAAUGCUGAAGUAAUAAGGGGUCAAAUAUUUGAAGUAGGACCAAGGUACAGGAAAUUGACUUACAUUGGCGAAGGAGCUUAUGGCAUGGUUGUAUCUGCUGAUGACACGUUAACAAACCAACGCGUAGCAAUCAAAAAAAUUUCACCUUUUGAACACCAAACUUAUUGUCAGCGUACCCUGCGAGAAAUAACUAUACUAACGCGAUUCAAACAUGAAAAUAUUAUAGACAUUCGAGAUAUUUUGCGAGUAGAUAGCAUAGAACAAAUGAGGGACGUAUAUAUUGUACAAUGCUUAAUGGAGACUGACCUGUAUAAGUUACUUAAAACACAGAGGCUGAGCAAUGACCAUAUUUGUUACUUUCUGUAUCAGAUUUUGCGCGGUUUAAAGUACAUUCAUUCGGCUAACGUUUUACAUCGUGAUCUAAAACCAAGCAAUCUUUUGCUAAACAAGACUUGCGACUUAAAAAUCUGCGAUUUCGGUUUGGCUCGAAUUGCUGAUCCGGAACAUGAUCAUACUGGUUUUCUUACGGAGUACGUAGCUACGCGGUGGUAUCGUGCACCUGAAAUAAUGCUGAACUCAAAGGGAUAUACUAAAUCUAUUGACAUGUGGUCGGUAGGAUGCAUCUUGGCUGAAAUGUUAAGCAACCGACCAAUAUUUCCUGGAAAACAUUAUUUAGAUCAACUUAACCACAUUUUGGGCGUAUUGGGAUCGCCAUCACAGGAAGAUUUGGAAUGUAUAAUAAAUGAGAAGGCUAGAAAUUAUUUGGAGUCCCUUCCAUUCAAGCCGAAUGUACCGUGGUCGAGGCUAUUUCCGAAUGCUGAUGCGUUAGCGUUAGAUUUACUCGGAAAAAUGUUAACAUUUAACCCGCACAAGCGUAUUCCCGUUGAAGAAGCUCUUGCACAUCCAUACUUAGAGCAAUAUUACGACCCCGGAGAUGAGCCCGUUGCCGAAGUACCAUUCCGCAUCAAUAUGGAAAACGAUGAUAUAUCGCGAGAUGCUCUCAAGUCCCUAAUUUUUGAAGAAACGUUGAAAUUUAAAGAGCGACAGCCAGAGCAAACGAUUUAAAAUGUACAGCAAAAACAAAACUAUGCUACCAUAUUUUGACACGUUGAUUAACUUGGACACCUUGAUUAACCGUUUUAUAUUUACAGUUACCGCCAAUUAUUGUGAUUUAUAAAAUAGUUCACUAAUUAAGAUGAUUUUGUGCAUGCAUCAUGCAUGUAAAUUU
Molecule: messenger RNA, 1466 nt
Organism: Scaptodrosophila lebanonensis
Lineage: Eukaryota; Metazoa; Arthropoda; Insecta; Diptera; Drosophilidae
Gene: rl
Product: mitogen-activated protein kinase ERK-A
Exons: 8
Coding region: 173-1303 (376 amino acids)
Biological process (GO): protein phosphorylation; intracellular signal transduction
Cellular component (GO): nucleus; cytoplasm
Molecular function (GO): ATP binding; MAP kinase activity
Source: RefSeq, a predicted model, not a curated record